Messenger RNA from Dendrobium catenatum, 1880 nucleotides. RefSeq lists its product as uncharacterized. Lineage: Eukaryota; Viridiplantae; Streptophyta; Magnoliopsida; Asparagales; Orchidaceae. The transcript is spliced from 5 exons. The record is from RefSeq and is a predicted model, not a curated record. Bases 96 to 1367 code for a protein of 423 amino acids.
GUCCAUGUACAUGUCUGGUCAGGUUUUUACUAAUCCAACCAGAGUGUGCUCGCCAAGGGCUCCGAAGUUUCUCUGCGCGACAUUCUCUUUCUUCGAUGGAUGAUGCUUCUCGCUCCUCUCCAAUCUCCUUCGCCGGCGGCCUUGCCGGCGGUGACGAAGGAUUUACGGCGGCUGACCAGGGUUCGCAGAUCGGGAGCGCGGCUGGGAGCCUGCAGGGCGAGGGGAUCCUCUCCGGCGGCGGUGACGGUGGCAGCAGCUGCGAUGCGGAUUUCGGAUUCCAGCGUCAGGAAUUAGGGAAGGAGGAUUUAGUAGGGACGGUCCAGUUUUACGAGCGCCAUCUCUUCCUCUGCUACAAGACGCCGCAUGUGUGGCCGUCGCAUGUCGAGGCGGCGGAGUUUGAUCGGUUGCCGCGACUGCUAUCGGCGGCAAUCGCUGCAAGGAAAGGAGAAAUGAAGAAACGUACUCGCCUAACAAUAUGUGAAGGAGAAGAUGGAACUGAGUCAUCAAAUGGAGAUGUACUGAUUUUUCCAGACAUGAAUAGAUACAGGCGUUUGACACACUUUGAUGUUGAAUGUUUUGUUGAAGAAGUGCUUGUUAAAAAUAGUCAAUGGCUUCCUGGAGCAGUUGAGACAUUGACAGGUUCCUUUGUCUUUGUAUGCUCCCAUGGAAGUCGAGAUCGGAGAUGCGGUGUCUGUGGACCUGUUCUUAUUAGGAAGUUUAAAGAAGAGAUUAAUUCACGCGGCCUUCAUAGUCAAGUGUCUGUGAGCCCUUGCUCCCACAUUGGAGGUCAUAAAUAUGCAGGAAAUGUUAUUGUAUUUAGUUCAAGCACUAAUGGAGAAGUGACCGGGCACUGGUAUGGAUAUGUUACUCCAGAUGAUGUUCCGUUGUUGCUUGAGCAACAUAUCGGUAAAGGAGAGAUUAUUAAUCAUCUAUGGAGGGGUCAAAUGGGCUUAAGAGAGGAAGAUCAGAGGAAGGCUCAAGACUUGAGGUUACAAAUGAAUGUUGAAACACAUGAAUUUAAUCCUAAUCUUCCAAACCAAGAAACUGGAACAGAUAUCACAAAUGGCAUUGCAACUGAAGCAGCCAGUUGUUGUCAGGGCAUUGCAGCUUCCAAUUGCUGUCAGAAUGGAUCCUUCAGUGAAAAACCAGAUAACCAUAGUGUGAAUUUGGAAGAGCAGAAAACCCCAAAGUUGCUUCCUGAGCAGAGAAACAAGGAUCGUAAGCCUUGCAGCAGCACUCGAAAGAUGAGUACUUUGCCAACUUGGUUUGAGAGCUGGGAGCGCGAGGACACUUAUGCUGCUUUAGCUGUUGCCACCGCGAUUGCAUCUGUAGCUGUUGCUUAUAGCUGUUAUCAACACCUAAGAUGAAAAAAAAAUCAUUUUUUCUGUGAUCUAUCAUAGAUGAUUAGUGUGUUUCUUAGGCUUUGUUUGUGACGGCUUUAUUUUUGCUUCUUAAAGCAGAUUUUCAGUACAAAAAUUGUACUAAAAAGCUGCUUUAAAAAGCAAAAAGAAAGCCAUCCCAAACAAAAUCUUAGUAAGCUGCGACUUGCUGUUCUCUGUUUUAUAGCCCUACUAUGCUUAAUUAGAUAUGAGCAGUUGUUUCAUAGUGCUGUAGUUUCAGGUGUUUUAUGUUGAACCUUGUGUAGAAGUAACUUAUUUAGGGUUCGUUUGGAACGGAUUUCUUAUUAUUUUUUAAAGUGGUUUUAUAGUACAAAAAUUAAACUUUUUGUACUGUAAAACUGAUUUAAGAAACAGUAAGAAAUUUGUCCCAAACGAAACUUGAGUGUUUUGUUCUUUGUUGAGAAACAAUCACUAUCUGCCAAAUCAUGUAUGAAAGUUGCUGAAAUAAAGGGUGUGGCACUCCCACUUCUUUGUUUGAAA